GAGACGUUGAGCAUGAGGAGGGACGCGAGGAGGCCGAUGAGGAUGUACGACUUGAGACCGAGCGUGGAGGCGGGAUGGCUGGCGGCGCGUUUGGCGUCGAGGGUGUGAGGGGAGGAGGAGCGCGCGGAGAGGAGGGCAUCGUCCUCGCCGGGGUCGCCCUCGCCGGUGGGGGCGAGGGAGACGUACUCUGUGCGGGGGACGGUGAGGGAGCGAAGGAAGGAGAGCAUGGGGGUGCGGUGGGGGGUCGGUGCAACGGGGGGGUGAUGGACAGGCAGAAAUCGAGAGCAGGGCAGACGGCGCCAUCACCGGGGGUGGAUGGCGGGAGAGGUCAGGGUGACGGACCAGUUUGACGCGACGAACGGACCGAUCGGGGACAUCAGCGCCCGAUGCCGAUCUACCGCAAUCUGGCGCCCGCGCGAGCCGACCCUGGAUGAUCGCGAUCGGGUGCGCCGGUCGUUCGGUCAGACCGCAACGUUGCGCGUGUGCUCGCCCAAGUCAGAGGGCGAGAGAGCGUCGCUCGCAGGGAUCGCUCUCCAGACGACCACACCCACCCGCCAUGCUCUCCCGCCGCCUCUCUGCGCCCUCGACGUCCUCGCUGCUCACCGCCACCUUCGGCCUCUCUCUCCUCGUCAACCUCGCCGCCGUCCUCUACCAGCUCCACGUCCUCUACCCGCUGAGAUCUUACACGUACCUCGGCCACGACCACCCGCGCGAGCUGCCCCUCGGGCCCGUCCGCACCGUCAACAUGGCCUUCCACGACGACCCGGAGCACUUCCCCCUCUCCGGCGUGCAAGCCUGGGCAGAGUGGAACGCCAUCCGCCCGCCCGCGGGCGGCUACGUCUUCAUCGGCCAGGCGCACCUCCCCUGGAGCGUGUCCAUGUGGCACCAGCUGCACUGCCUCAACCACGUCCGCAGCAUUAUCGCCGUGGGGGACGACGGCUCGGAGCACACCGAGCACUGCUUCCACUACAUCAGGCAGCAUAUUUUGUGUGCGGCGGAUACGACGCUCGAGCCCAGGGAAGAGGAAGCGGGCAGCAAGGGCGUGAUCCCUGGGGAGGGCGUCGCGCACACGUGUAGAGACUGGACGCAGGUGGACAGUUGGACGGAGAUCAGGCAUCGGACGUGGACGCCUGACAUGGAGGCGAGGCUGAUGGAGUCGUCGGUCAUGAACAAGACGGGGGAGUAGUUAGAAUGCCAAUGUAUUGCUGAUUCGGAAACCUCGGACGCAACGAUCUCAAAC
Heterobasidion irregulare TC 32-1 is the source of this 1240-nucleotide messenger RNA. RefSeq lists its product as uncharacterized. NCBI's taxonomy places the organism in Eukaryota, Fungi, Basidiomycota, Agaricomycetes, Russulales, Bondarzewiaceae. The transcript is spliced from 2 exons. The coding region runs from base 557 to 1186 and encodes 209 amino acids. The record is from RefSeq and is a predicted model, not a curated record. Gene Ontology annotation, biological process: mycotoxin biosynthetic process.